UUAAGAUGAUUGAAGAAUCUAAUUUGAGUGCCCUGUCUGUUAGUCUGUGACGAUAUUUUAUACUGCCUACGUUAUACAAAUGUACGCACAGAAUAUUCUUUUGAAUGCAAAUAUUCUAACUUGAUUGAAAUGUUUAAAACAAACAAUGAAACCCUGUUGAAAGAAAUUUGUUGUUUCGUGAAUGAGUGUCAACUAAGCAUUUGAAGCAAAACUAUACCAAUAAAAUAGCAGGGCAUAUAAUCUAUAGUUACUAGCCCUUUCCGCAGCAGCAGCGUGACGGAUGUCAGCUGCGAACAGAGAGGAAGAAGAAGAAGAAGAAGAGAUUUUAUUUUUUAGUUGAAAACUUUGGUCGACUUCCGGUUGAGUGGCAAAUUUCGGAUAACGUGUUGUCGCGAUUCGCUUCGGAAAACAGUUAUUUUUACAUUAUACGGAAUCCUUCAAAAUAGGAAAAAUUGUAUAAAUUGAAAGCAUAUACGGUUAAACAGUGAUAUUUGUUGAAUUACGCGUAAAAAUUGCAUUUUUUAAGAGUGUGAAAGAAAAAGUGAAAAUCUAACCUCAAAAUGUCCGAUCCACCCGACAAGAGGCAGAGAUCGAAAACAUAUACUGUAUACGAAUACAAUGAACAUGACGUAUAUCCAUACAGAGUGAUUGUCCAGAUAAAGAAUGACGACAACGGUCAACAAAGGAUUAAUAAGUUAUCCCUGGGAAGAUUGUUUUUUAAACAGGACGAAUAUAAAAGAAGCAUCGAGAACAUGCGAGCUCUGGGCCGCAACAAGAUACUUGUUUUUCUGAAAGAUUAUAAAACAGCGAACAAGAUGCAGGCAGAUUCUCUUCUAAAAGAAUGCAACUACAAAGUUUACAUACCGCGCAGUUUUAUAUCAGUAACCGGAGUAGUAGCGGGUGUUCCAGUUGAUAUGGAACUGGAAGAAAUUUUAGAGAAUAUCAGCAGCGAAUACCCCAUCCUCGCAAUCAACAGAUUACACCGCUUUGAAGCAGGAAAUAAGCUACCAACCCAUCGAAUUAGCAUAGUUUUUCGUACCAGCAAAUUGCCUUUCGAAGUUCGACUGUACUGUUGCAUAAAUAAAGUGAGACCAUUCAUAAACAAACCCAUCAUAUGCCUCAAUUGCUUACGGUAUAAUCAUAAAACAGAUAACUGCCGCUCCAAAAAACGAUGCGGAAAUUGCUCUCUCCAGCACGAUGAAACAGAGUACGAGCACUGUCAGAAUAAAACAAAAUGUCUAUACUGCAGAGACAACGACGGCCACAAAACAUCUGAUGAAAAUUGCCCUGAAAGGAUCCGUCAAAAAAACAUCAAAUCUAUAAUGGCAAAGACCACACUCACCUACGUUGAGGUAAAAGAGCAGAACCCAAUAUUAACACAAAAUCGAUACGACAUCUUAGAUAACACCGACGAGUUCCCCACUAUCGCGGAAAGCUAUGCGAAGAUGGUCAAUGGAUCACAUAAACCUAUCAAUCAAAAACUGUACAAAGCACAGAACAAGCGUCCCAUAAACGAGGCCAGUUCCAAAACUCAAGAAAAAACGAACAUAGAUAAAAAGAAGAAAAUGGAGAGAGAAGAGCAACAGAACGGCGUAGCGUUGUUCAAUAAAUUUCGUGUCGACGAUUUCGAAAAAUGGGCUCGAACAAUUGAGGAACAGCGAAAGGAAAAAAUUGAAGAACAGAUGGAUACUCGAACAGUUAGAACUGGAAAUGGCUCGAAAACAGUAGCGAGUAACAACCAACAGCGUACAUUGAAUCAGAUGAAAGACAGGUCUCGUUCCCGAGACAGACCCGAUACAAGACCAAGCAGGUUAGAUUGGUCGAAGGGUGCAAUCAACAAGCAGUAAGUAUACACGUCAGAG
This is a messenger RNA of Malaya genurostris, 1862 nucleotides long. RefSeq lists its product as uncharacterized. The record is from RefSeq and is a predicted model, not a curated record. The coding region runs from base 561 to 1847 and encodes 428 amino acids. The transcript has a single exon. NCBI's taxonomy places the organism in Eukaryota, Metazoa, Arthropoda, Insecta, Diptera, Culicidae.